CCGCCAGCUGAACCACUCCUGCAAGUGCUUCCUCGAAAGUAAAAGGCGGUCUGUUUGCCAUGGUUUCCCUUUCCUUAAGUACUCGCCUCAAGCCUGGCAUCUAUUGAGCUGUACAGUACAUCAUACAAGACGUACAGCGGCACGUCGUCCUUCAUUUGCAAGUCUAGUAAUUUGGGACUACUGCACCAUACCCGAGCGUUCAAUGAUGGAGGUGCACACCGCCGUAGGCGAGGAUCCCUGGUUCCUUAAGUCCAAAUCCCCCGCCUUCUGGCCGGCCAACGAGGCCCUGACUCUGCCGGAAGGCGAGUUCCAGUCCUACCUGGCGCGCUUGAAGGAACCCAAGGAGGGAUGCGAUACCGGCGAACUGGGCGGUGACGGGGAUGACACUGAGACGUUCACCCUCGUCAGUGCUGCAGAAAAAUCCACUACGGCUGACAUCCGAGAGGCCUUGGCCGAGAUGGAUGUCAACGCCUCGAAGCCCGACAGGGAAGAGGUAGUGGACAACGACCACCCGUUCAUGAAGGGGUUGCUGUCCUACGAACAAAACGCCAGUGUCCCUCCGAACAUGGAGAACAAGAUGCUCACCCAGAAUGGUGACGUUACCUUUCGAUCCACCAACGACGCCCUGGUCGACCUGUUUGCCGAGCUGGAGGACGUUGUCUCCGGCCCUCGUCUGUUUGAGCUCCUCAAUGCCGCCUGGCAGAGCGACCCCCUCGCCACGCUGAAGAUCAUAUUCAACGCCCGUUCAAUCCAUCUCGGCAAGGCCUCCCGGCCCGCCUUUUAUCGGUCCGCCGGCUGGCUGGCCCAGUACCAUCCUCUGACUCUAGCCGCCAACCUCAGAUGGCUCAGCCGCCCAGUCAUCGAGACGAAGGCAGAGAGUAAGGGGGAUGAGGGCGGUAACGACGGGACGGUGCUCGUCGAACCCGAGAAGGACGAGCACGACAUCGCCCGCUUUGACGUCAAGCACGGCGUCGCCCACGGCUACUGGAAGGACCUCCUGAACCUCCUCGCCCUCUCGGCCAACGGGAAACUCGACGUCCUCGCCAACGCCACCGACAUCCUCAACGUCGAGCGCGUGCGCAAGGGCCGCCACCUAGACGAGAGGGCCGCGAAGGAGAGGCGGGGCCGGCUCCGGCACAACCGGCACGCCGCCGCCCUCGCCGCCUGGGAGGAGCGCCCCGUGCACCGCGCGCUCCACCUGACCGUGGCCCGCCUCUUCGCCGAGCAGCUGCGGGCGGACCUUGCGCUCCUGCGCGGCGACGACGCGCGGGCGAGGGGGCGCAUCUCCCUCUGCGCAAAGUGGGCGCCGUCGCUGGGCGGGUUCCACGACAAGCACACGUUCGUCGCGUCGUCCAUCGCCGAGAUCCUGCACCCGGAGGCGUCGCUCCCGGACCUCGAGCUGCCGAAGACGGGGGACGAGAGGGCCGAUCGAGAGCUGUACCUCCGGUAUGCCCGCGAGGCGUACCGCAAGGACGUGUCGGCGCUCAGGGCCUACCUGGAAGUCGUGGAGCGCGACAUCACGGCCGAAUCGUUCGCCAAGAUCAAAUACGAGCGCGUGCCCUCGGUCGCGAUGAAGAACUACCAAGCCCUCUUCGCGAAGAAGGACAUCGACCGCUUCGAGGCCUACCUCGAGAAAGUCGCCACAGGAGAAACCCACAUCAGCGGCGCGACCCUCAUGCCUAGCACGCUGGUCAGCAAGGCCGUGGCCCUGUCUACAUCUAGGUCUGGCGGAGCCAUGUCGGCCCGCCUGAAGGCCAUCGGGGAGAAGGCGGUGGACGGGCAGUGGCGGUCGCUGGUGGAGCGCGUCCGCGCCAGCGGCUCGCUCGAGUCGUGCCUCGCCGUGUGCGACGUGUCGGGCAGCAUGCAGCACCCGGUCUUCCGGGACGGCACGUGCCCGCAGGAGAGCGCCGUCGGCCUGUCGCUGCUCGUCGCCGAGGUGGCCGCGCCGCCUUUCGGGGGCGCCUUCGUCACCUUCAGCUCCAGGCCUACGGUCCAGCGCGUCAACCUUGCCCAAUCGUUUGUGGAAAAGGUCAAUGAUAUGCGCCGCGCCGACUGGGAUAUGAACACGGACUUUGUGGCCGUGUUCGAGGACCUGAUUUUGCCCAUGGCGGUCACGGAGGGCCUGACGCCGGAGCAGAUGGUUAAGCGGGUGCUGGUGUUUAGCGAUAUGCAAUUCGACAAGGCCGAGGUGGGAGUCGAGGGCAGGGGGUGGGCGUCGUCGUUUGAGCGCGUCAGCAAGGCUUACCGCAAGGCUGGGUACGAGAUGCCGCAGCUCGUGUUCUGGAACCUGGCCGGUGGGAGCGGCGGGGAGGUGGCGCCGAAGCCGGUCACGGCGGACCAGCAGGGGACGGCGCUCGUGAGCGGAUACUCGCAGGGGAUGCUGAAGGUGUUUAUGGAUAAGGGGCUGGAUGGGAUCGCGGAGGAGACCGCGGAGGAGGGGGAGGGUGGUGAUGAUGAAGAUGAUGAUGGCUUCGCUGUCGUGGGCUUUUCGAAUAAGAGGCAGAAGCUGGACCCUAUCACGUUGGUUAGGAAAGCGAUCGGGCAUAAGGCGUAUGAUAUGCUGAAGGUGGUGGACUGAGAGGCUCGCGCUAGGAGCUGAGCUGCUGUUUGUGUUUGAUACCCCGAGACUCAGAAACGCAGGUGCCUUUGCCUCAUUUAGUUAGGUAUUUGACUGAGGUUACAAAAGCGUUUGACUACAACCCAAUCGGUGCCCGGUGCGAGCGGUGUCGAGCUCCACGAGGAGUUCGCGCCCGAUGAUGCGAUAUCGUCGCUCAUAUGGCUGGCUCUUCCCCUGCAUUGUUUGUCUGUCAUUUUUAUUUAAUUUAUUUCUUCGUUUCCCUAUUUUGGUUGGACCAAAUCGUCUCCCGCGUCUGCCUUGCCGCCUUGUUAUUUGAGGUGUGGUCGACGGGCAUGAUGGCCG
This is a messenger RNA of Phialemonium atrogriseum, 2920 nucleotides long. RefSeq lists its product as uncharacterized. The record is from RefSeq and is a predicted model, not a curated record. The transcript has a single exon. NCBI's taxonomy places the organism in Eukaryota, Fungi, Ascomycota, Sordariomycetes, Cephalothecales, Cephalothecaceae. The coding region runs from base 203 to 2578 and encodes 791 amino acids.